CGAAUUCAUAUGGGAGGAUCUUGCUGUAAAGAUGAAAAUUUAGAAACUAACAAAGAAAUUAGAAAUGCCCCCAAUAAACCAAUAUUCUCACAUGCUGAAAACAUGCCGCCAAGAAGCCCAUAAACUAAGUCUAAUCAAGAAAUCAGAACCCACCUUUUGCAACCAACAAUCUCAAUUCAAAAUCAACAAGUUCAAAUUCCUGUUAUUCACAAUGGAUUAGUCAAAGAAAUGCUUGGGAAAUUAGGAGAAUACCAAAUUCCAUAAUCCAUUACAAAUGAAGGUUUAGAUGUUACACCUCCUAUUUAAUUUGAUGAUGGUUCUGUCUAUGUUGGGGGCUUAAAAAAUGACUUGUUUCAAGGGUAUGGAGAAAUCUAUUGGGAUGAUGGAACCUACUACUGUGGGCUUUUUAAUAAAGGAGCAAAAUCUGGACAUGGUAGAUUGAUAUAUACUGAUGGAGAUGCAUAUGUAUAAAAACUAAAUUUAAUAAGGAAGGCGAGUGGUUGGAUGACAGACAACACGGAAGAGGAAAAUAUUGGUACUCAGAUGGAGGUAUCUAUGAGGGAAGGUUCCUUAAUGAUUUAAAAGUAAUUUGACUUACUCUUAUUCCUUUUUAGCAUGGUUUUGGCAAAGAAAUUUUAGCUAAUGGAGAAACAUAUGAAGGAGAUUUCUACAAUGGAACAAGACAUGGAAAAGGAAAAUUGAUUAUGGCUGAUGUUGUCUUUGAGGGUCAAUUCGAAAAUGGAUUAAUGGUUGAUGGAGAAUAUAGAUGGAAUGAUGGAAGAAGAUAUAAAGGUUAAAUCAAAGGAACUAAAAUACAUGGCCAUGGUGAAUUUUGGUUUCCUGAUGGAAGAUACUACAUAGGUAUAUUGAUUUAAUUCAUUUUAGGAAAUUGGGUUGAAGAUUAAAAGGAAGGAUAAGGAGAAUUUCAUUAUUCAGAUGGUUCUAUUUAUGUUGGAGAAUGGAAGAAAAAUAAACAAAAUGGAUAUGGGAAAUUCACUAAUAAAAAUGGAGACGUCAUAAACGGAAUUUGGGUUGAUGGCACUAUGGCGAAAUGAAUCAAU
This is a messenger RNA of Paramecium octaurelia, 1061 nucleotides long. NCBI's taxonomy places the organism in Eukaryota, Ciliophora, Oligohymenophorea, Peniculida, Parameciidae. The record is from the annotation of a GenBank genome assembly.